Molecule: messenger RNA, 3120 nt
Organism: Melopsittacus undulatus (budgerigar)
Lineage: Eukaryota; Metazoa; Chordata; Aves; Psittaciformes; Psittaculidae
Product: zinc finger protein 282-like
Exons: 5
Coding region: 184-1998 (604 amino acids)
Biological process (GO): regulation of DNA-templated transcription
Source: RefSeq, a predicted model, not a curated record
CCGGAGACUGAGCGAGCGGAGGCGCAGGCGGUGGCGGCCCGGCUGCUCCGCCUGGAGGCCCGCCUGGCGCGGGCGGAACGGCAGCUGAGGGCCGCGCUGGCUCUGCGCGGCCGCCUCCAGGCGCUGGAGCGGCGGCUGGAGACCGGCGGUGGUUGUAGCGGUAGCUGCGGCGGGGCCCCUCGGAUGUCAGCGAGGCGCGGGGCGGCCGGCGGCGGCCGGCGGGCAGCCCGGCCCCGGGCAGGGCAGGGCCCGGUGAGCCUGGAGGACGUGUGGCUGCAGUUCAGCGAGCGGGAGUGGCGGGCGCUGCGUGGCUGGCAGCAGGCCCUGCACCGGGCCGUUAUGCGGAGCAACUACCACAUGCUGCUCUCCCUCGGUAAGGGCCUGACCUCGACCUCCACCUCGAGCCGGGUGUGUGUGGUGAGGGUCGGAGAGGGAGGUGGGCAGGAAGAGGGUCGCUGCCCUGUCCCCGCUGGCCCUGUGCAAGCGGAACCUGUGGCUGCUCGUCAGUUCACCCCUCCUGCAGAGCCGGAUGCUCCCAGACGUGAUACCCAGGCCCGGUCAGAAGAUGGGAUCCAGCCGUGUGUUCAGAGCUGCGUGGGUGGGAAUGGGAGAGAUGAUCCUGUGGAGACUGAAGACACCAUAAUCCAUAUUAAGAAAGAGGAAGAGUUGGCCUCUGCAGAUCAGCAGGAAAGGGAGGCUGGAAAGGCUCCUGAAGAGCCCUCCCCGGCAGAGCAAGCGUUUUACGAGCCUGAGUCUUCAAAUCAGCCCAAGAAAGGCAAAGAGGUGCAUGCCAGGGAGCUGCCAGGUGUGGAGGGUGAGGACCUCGCAGGAAAUCCUGAUGGAUUUCAGACUUAUGCAACUGAUAUUUUAUCAUGGAUUAAGCAAGAAGAGGAGCCACGCUGCCCUGAACAACAAGACUUGGAGAAAGAGGUCUCUGCAGAUUCAAGCACAGUGCAUGAUGAAAACACGAAGAGGGACCCUCCAGCAGACUGCUUUGAAAGCACAGCACGUGACUCAGAGGUGCCAGGAAGACCUGGAGAGCAGUUUUCCAAGGAUCCUAGCCCUGGAGUGACAUGGAACAGUCAGUGGAAUUCAGAAAUGAUGGAAACAAACGCUGCUGGGAGCAGUCUUGGGGAUGACACUCAGCACACCCGAGGAUUUGGUGAACACUUGGAUUUCUUCAGCACUCAGGAAAACAGCGUCGGAAAGAGACCGUGCACGUACAACAAACGGGAGAGAAAUUCCACCCAGCAGGAACAUCUCCAGGCUCCCCAGGGAGCACAAGAAGGGAAUGUGUCUCCACACCUCAUGUGUGAGAGGACUGUCAAUGAAAGGGCAUUCUGUGUGCUGCACUCACAGCCAUGUGCUGCAGCUGAAAAAAGAGCCGGGCAGGGGCCUCCUUCUGCCUCGUAUGAGGGGCUACCCAUGGGGCCACAGCUUGCUGCCCAUCCCGACUGUGGACAGAACCCUGCAGGUGAACCUGGGCUUCAUGAGCACCAUGGCCUGGGUGGAGAGGAGCAGCCACCAGCAGAAAGCGAGGAGAACUUCCCUGCUGAAAACCCUUUGGCCAGCCCCUGCUGGGAUCACCCCCAGGACAAGGCGGAGGCCUGCAGCAGGUGCCAGCAGCACUUGGCACCACGGGGCAGCCCCGCAGGACAGCAGCAGAGCCAAGGCAGGGGCAAGUCCUACAUUUGCAGUGACUGUGGGAAAGGCUUCGUGUGCCAUUCAUGGCUUGUUAGGCACCAGAUGACUCACACGGGAGAGAGGCCAUACAAGUGCUCCGAGUGUGACAAAAGCUACCGACGAAAGGAUUACCUUCUAAACCACCUGCGCCGGCACUCAGGAGAGGGGCUCUUCCAGUGCUCCCUCUGCAGGAAGAGAUUUGUGCUCAGGAGGAGUUUCAUGAAGCAUCAGGAAACUCACUUGCAAGAAACACACCUGGCCUUGGCCAGUUGGCCCUGCACAGAGAUCAGGGGGGCUGUAAUGCACUCCAUAUAGAAAAUCCUACCCAGCUGGGGGGUUUGCAUCACCCUCAGCUGUCACCUUUGCUGGGCAGGGCCAUAGCAAGAUCCCCAUGCUCUGUGCUGGGCCAUGGCAGGAGGAGGCAGCUGUGGAACAGCCAUCUUGAGCCUGCUUCCAGGCAAAGCAAGAAGGCUGGGGAGUUAUUUUCCACAGAUGGUGUUGAAAUGGUGUGUGGAGCCAGUUCACUGCCCUUCAUCAGUGCCUGUUGCUGCUGGACACAUGAUGGAGCUGUCCUGGAAUUCUGCAGUGCUUAGAGUUACUGUUAGCUGUGAGUCCACACUGGAGAGAAAGCUCAUUGACACAGGGAACAUUCUGUAACACUUUGGGCUGGAGAAAGUCUACAGUGUUACCCCUAGGCUGCAGAGAGUCUGAAGAGUCUGGGGACUGGGCUGGAAAUGAAGUUGCUAACACUAAUUUUCCAGGUGGAGCAGUGUCAGGAAAGACCUACUUUUCUGACACAUGAGAAAGGAAGCGCUGGCCCUAUGGGUCUUUGGAAGAAGCCUCUUCAAGAGUGGCGACUGGGAUAGAGGGAUGCAGAGCACAAAAAGUAGCUUGUUCCCACAGUUAAAUCAUGGGGCUCAUGGGGCUCUGUGCUGCUGAACCCAGACUGUGAAUUCCUGAAGGCUGAGAUCCUCGCCUGGAAUAGGGGUUUGAUUUUGCAUAGCCUUAAAGAUGUGCAGCAGUUACUUUCCCUCCUUGUUGCAGGUCUUGUGUGUGUUCAGUUUGCCAAAUCCUGUGAAAGCAGACCCUUAGAUGCUUGUUAAACAUUCUCCUACAGAAAAAUGUAUUUUUGCUUGUCUUUGGUUCCUCUUAUCAGGCCUGUGAGGUUCUGAAGUGCCAUGGCACUGCAAGGACAUGAUUUAUUCUUUUCCAUGAUCCAAGCCUGGAUGUACCCAAUGUCACCAUGUUGAUGGUGUCACAAGCAAAAUGCAGAAGCAGCAGCACUGGCUGGAUUGGGAAGAGCCUGUUUUGGUUCAGGGCUCCAUCGUCACCAGACACACUUUGUUAAAGUCUUUUUUACGUGCAUGUUUCUGUUUCAGUUCUGUGAGGAUGGGUUUACGUCUGCUGAAAUGUCACGGUUUUUUAAAUUAAAGUUGU